CCGACAUGUAACACCAAAAUUUCCUUGUCUUCUUCUCUCUUCCAAACUUCCUACUACACAACCUUCUCUUCCUUUCUCUCUAUACAAUCCUCCACUUCACGCAUAGUUCCUUUCAUAUUUAUUCAAAGUCUCUCUCACUCUAUCAAUUCACUCACCGACCCCUUCUUCUCUUCACAACAAUCUUUCCUUUGAUCUCCUUUUUCUUCACUCAUACUCUUAUAGUGUUGACCCAGUUUUGAUUUUCAUGAGCUUUGUUUGAUUUUCUUUGUAAAAAUGAAAAAAGAAUAGAUUUUUUAAUCUGGGUCUUGUUGAUUUUUUGUUGGAAAAUGUUUGGGACUUCCCUGUAUUUUAAUGGUGUUCGUGGUGAUGAUCGGUUUUAUAUUCCGGUGAAAGCAAGGAAGAAUCAGAAUCAGAAUCAAAAUCAGCGUAAGAAAACUCAGAGAGAUAAGUGUGGUGGAAGUAAGAGUGAAGAUUCUGCUACAAAGAGUGAAGUUGUUGAUUCUUCUCAGAAUAGGAAUCUGAAUGAAGAUUCCUGCUCUUUGGACAAACCAUCUUCUUGUUCUUCUGUUGAGUCUGCAAGUAACAUUGAUAGAUUCUUGGAGUCAACAACACCUCUAGUUCCAGCUCAGUUUUUCUCUAAGACAACAAUGAGAGAUUGGAAGACUUGUGAUGUAGAGUAUCGGUCAUACUUCGCCUUGAAUGAUCUCUGGGAAUCUUUCAAGGAAUGGAGUGCCUAUGGAGCAGGAGUUCCUUUGUUACUUGAUCAAAGAGAAUCUGUUGUACAAUAUUAUGUUCCUUAUUUGUCGGCUAUUCAACUAUAUGGUCAAUCAGCUAAGAACUCGAUUUCUAAGCCAAGAUGCAUUGGUGAAGAUAGUGACAGUGAUUACUACAGAGAUUCAAGUAGCGACGGAAGCAGUGAUAGUGAGUUUGGAAAAAGGACUAAACAUUCUAUAACACAAAGAAGUAAUCAAUAUCAAACAGGUGAUGCUUCUUUACGAAUGAGCAGACUAUCUGUACAAGAGGGAUUUUCUAGCGAUGAAAGUGAAACUGAGAAUCCUCAAGAUCUUCUUUUCGAGUAUUUUGAUCAAGAACCUCCCUAUGGCCGUGUGCCAUUGGCUGACAAGAUACUAGAUCUUGCGCGCCACUAUCCUUGCCUCAAGUCGUUGAGAAGUUGUGAUUUAUUGCCAGCCAGUUGGUUGUCUGUGGCAUGGUACCCUAUAUAUCGAAUACCGUCGGGUCAAACAUUGAAAGAUUUAGAUGCUUGUUUUCUUACUUAUCAUACACUCCAUACACCGUUGACAGGAAAUGGUGGUACUCAUGCUCCGGUAUUGCUUUAUCCCAAUGACAUAGAUGGUGUAGCAAAUAUAUCGUUACCAACUUUCGCAAUGGCGUCUUAUAAGUUAAAGGGUUCUAUUUGGAUGAAAAAUGGAGUUAGUGAUAAUCAGUUAGCGAAUUCGCUCUUGCAGGCUGCAGAUAACUGGUUAAGGCAGGUUCAAGUGAAUCACCCGGAUUAUAAGUUCUUUGUGUCGCAUGGCACAUACCAUAAGUGAACCAAAUGACACGACUUAUACCAUUACAUUUUCAUGGCUAAAUCCUAAAGCUGUUAGCCUUAAGUUUAUAUGUUCGUUGCUCGACACAAACUUGGUAUAAUCUGCCGAUCUAUAGAGAUUAUUACGGUGUUGCGACUGCUAAUGUGGGUUUGUGUUACACCUCUAAGUAGCACAAAAUAUGAGGUGAUCUCAAUUGAAGAAUGAAAUGGAGAUUGUUGCUAGAGUGAAAAUAAUAAUUAGAAGUGAAAAAGAAGAGAGUUUUGUAGGUAGAUAACAAGUGUCACAUAAGUGGAAUGGAAAAGGUCCCAAUGGAAAGGGAGAAAGAGCUAGAUAAACGGCAAAGAUGGCUAAGGCUAUAGCUUCCCAUGGAAUAUAGGUGGAAUACAAUCCAAGCCUUUUUUUUUUUCUGUUCAAUAAUGGCUGAGUUUUUCAGACUUGAAUAUUUACUGUAGUUAUGUUGUGAUUUAGAAAGGAUGAGUGAAAUAUGUAAAUUUUUUGUGCAGGACAAGGUACAAGUUUGGUUCUAUAUAAAUAAAUGUAUGUAUGAUAAACAACUUGUUACAAUGGUGUGGUGAAAUAAAGAGAGAAAAUAAGAAGGUAGUUUGUAAUA
Messenger RNA from Vicia villosa (hairy vetch), 2160 nucleotides. RefSeq lists its product as uncharacterized. The record is from RefSeq and is a predicted model, not a curated record. The transcript is spliced from 6 exons. NCBI's taxonomy places the organism in Eukaryota, Viridiplantae, Streptophyta, Magnoliopsida, Fabales, Fabaceae. The coding region runs from base 327 to 1550 and encodes 407 amino acids.